Molecule: messenger RNA, 1521 nt
Organism: Cynoglossus semilaevis (tongue sole)
Lineage: Eukaryota; Metazoa; Chordata; Actinopteri; Pleuronectiformes; Cynoglossidae
Gene: arl4d
Product: ADP-ribosylation factor-like 4D
Exons: 2
Coding region: 276-881 (201 amino acids)
Molecular function (GO): GTP binding; GTPase activity
Source: RefSeq, a predicted model, not a curated record
UAGGUGCUGGGUUCUCCAGAGAGUAUUGUGUGUUCGCCUCAGCUGCCGCUGCAGGAGCAGGAACCGACGUGAGAGACGGGCCAAGCAGCAUUUGUGGACUAUGGACGUGUUUAUUUCGUGCGGAUGGAUCCUUGGUGGCAGAUUUAAAGGUCUCCACACCAUCUAGACCCCAGUGCCUCUGAGGACAGGGAACAAAUGCCACUCCUCUGAAAAAGGAAAAGGAUUAAAUCAGGAAUUUGUCACCUCGUCUCACAUCAACUGAGUAGGUGUGAAUCAUGGGUAACCAGCUGACUGACAUGGCUCCUAACACACCCUUCCUGCCAAACUUUCAGUCCCUGCACGUGGUGGUUAUUGGCCUGGACUUUGCUGGCAAAACCUCUCUGCUCUACAGGCUCAAAUUGAAGGAGUUUGUCAAAACCAUUCCCACCAAAGGCUUCAACACAGAGAAGAUCAAGGUUGCGGUGGGGAUGUCGCGGGCCAUUAACUUCCAGGUGUGGGAUGUGGGCGGGCAGGAGAAGCUGCGCCCUCUCUGGAAGUCUUACACCAGGCGAACAGAUGGGAUUGUAUUUGUUGUUGACUCCACAGAGGUGGAGCGGAUGGAGGAGGCCAAAGUGGAGCUCCAUAAGAUCACCCGGACCUCGGAGAACCAGGGGGUCCCCGUGCUCAUCCUGGCCAACAAACAAGACUUGGAUUCAGCCUCGUCUGUUGGCGAGGUGGAAAAGCUUCUCUCUGUCCAUGAACUGAGCAUGUACACGCUGUAUCACGUGCAGAGCUGCAGUGCUGUGAACGGUCAUGGACUCCAGCCAGGUCUGGAGAAACUGUAUGAGAUGAUUAUGAAGCGGAAGAAGAUGGUGAAGCACAACAGAAACAGAAGAAGAUGAACUCCUGGUUCAUGCUGGGGACAUCACCUCGGGAAAUUUAUCUUCUGUUGAGACGCUGCCAAGCUUAAUGGUCCCUUUUAAUGGGACGGCAGUUAGUGCCAACAAAACAACAAUUACACACGGCCUUAGGGUCAGUGGGUAUGGAUUUGCUCAUAAUAACAGAAGCAGUAUCGACGCAUUCAAUGCUCUGCAAUUGUGCAGCUGCUCUUUGAAAAGUUAAGAUACAGAUUCAAUGGAAACCCUCCCUAUGAAGUACUUUUCUAAACAUUUCUAAUGGACACUUUUUUGUGAAGCACUGGACUAGUGUAUGCACACAGUAAAAGUCUAUUUCAUGACGAAAAAGUAGAACUAGAGCAAAACUAUGAGUGACCUUCACAUUGUAUUCUACACAGCAGUUGGUUGUUUGUUUUACAGAGUAUGCAAUAUUUAUUCCACAUUUCUGUGUUUGCACUAGACAGAGAGGACUUUCUUUGAAAGGACAUGAAAGUAAGAAUUUAGCUGUGACGCAACGUAGAAUCAUGAGUUCUAAUGGCUAUGAAACACUAAUCCUAAAUGCCUUCCCUUCAUGACCAGAGAACAUGUUCCAUUUACUAUAGUGUUUUUACAAAUUGUACAAAAUCUAAUAAAUCAAAACACUGAA